AAUUUCUUUCACACUCAGGACUUCGGAGGGGUGAGAGAGAGCACUCCAUGCACUGAAGCGUAACGCCAAUGUUCUCCUGCUGCUCUGUGAGGAUGUCGCUGUUUGCCACGGGUUUUCUGCUAGUCGUCCUUCAGCCGUCCGCCGGGCAGUUCCCCAGAGCCUGUGCAAACACGCAGAGCUUGCUGAGUAAGGAGUGCUGUCCCCCCUGGGACGGAGAUGGGUCUCCUUGUGGGGAGCUUUCCAGCAGAGGGUCUUGCCAGAACAUCCUUCUCUCUCAGGCUCCGCUGGGACCACAGUUCCCUUUCUCCGGGGUGGAUGACAGAGAGGACUGGCCCUCUGUAUUUUACAACCGGACGUGUAAAUGUGAAGGAAACUUCAUGGGAUUCAACUGUGGUCAGUGCAAGUUCGGUUUUGCAGGGCUCAAUUGCACUGAAAGGCGACUAAGAACGAGAAGAAACAUAUUCCAGCUCACCACCAGUGAGAAGGACAAGUUUCUUGCUUACCUUAACUUGGCAAAGAACACCCCGAGCCAGGACUAUGUUAUUGCUACUGGCACAUAUACUCAGAUGAACAACGGCUCAAACCCCAUGUUCAGAAACAUCAAUGUGUAUGAUGUCUUUGUGUGGAUGCAUUAUUAUGCCUCUCGAGACACACUUUUAGGUGGGUCUAAUGUGUGGCGGGACAUUGACUUUGCCCACGAAGCCCCUGGUUUUCUGCCUUGGCAUCGUGUCUUUCUGCUGAUGUGGGAACGUGAGAUCCAGAAGAUAACAGGUGAUGAGAACUUCACCAUCCCCUACUGGGACUGGCGAGAUGCAGAGGACUGUGUCGUCUGCACUGAUGAAUACAUGGGUGGUAGACAUCCCACCAACCCUAAUUUACUCAGCCCAGCAUCAUUUUUCUCCUCAUGGCAGAUUCUCCUCAUUUCUAACAACACGAAUCUGGAUGAACUCUACCAAUUAAUUAGAUUGCAUUAUCAGAAUGAAGUGGAUCUGAUGCUGUUCUGCAUUGAGCUGAACAAAGAGCGACAUGAAAAUGGUACAAGUGUUGAAGUGGAUUAA
Molecule: messenger RNA, 1058 nt
Organism: Phaethon lepturus (White-tailed tropicbird)
Lineage: Eukaryota; Metazoa; Chordata; Aves; Phaethontiformes; Phaethontidae
Gene: TYR
Product: tyrosinase
Exons: 2
Coding region: 69-1058 (329 amino acids)
Biological process (GO): pigmentation; melanin biosynthetic process
Molecular function (GO): tyrosinase activity
Source: RefSeq, a predicted model, not a curated record